ACUACAUGUAAGUCAAUUUAACAAAAAGAUGAACAGGACUCUGGAAAAGUCUUAUACCUGGUAAGUUAGUGUAGACAGAACAACACUGAUCACAGAACCUAUGGUAUCAGUUCAGAAAUAAAAGAGAGCAAGUAAAUUGGAAAGCUAAUGGGUAGGUUGCCGAGUACCACUAAGAGGAAUGGGACUUAAAAGCUUUCUCGAGUCCAACUGAGGCUUAAAAUACUAAUUGGGAAAUGGCCAUUUUCUUACAGGAUUCUCUUUAAAAGUGAGAAAAAAGGUAGAACCGAUCGUGAUGAGGAAGGAGGCAAAGUUACAUCCUUAUGCUGAACCCCAUGACGGAGGAUGGGGAUGGAUGAUAGUGUUUCAUUUCUUCCUGGUAAAUAUGCUUCUAAUGGGACUGACCAAGAACUUUGCAAUUUUCUUCGUGGUUUUUCAAGAAGAAUUUGGUGGCACUUCAGAGCAGAUUGGCUGGAUCGGAUCCUUAAUGUCAUCAUUACGCUUCAUUGCAGCUCCACUGGGUGCCAUAUUAUGUGAAAAAGUAGGAGAGAAGUUUACUUCCAUUCUUGGUGCUCUCCUUAUUUCCACUGGAUAUUUGAUCAGCAGCUUGGCCACAAGCAUCUCCUUCCUCUGUCUAUCUAUGGGACUUCUCCCAGGUUUGGGCUCUGCUCUCUUAUAUCUUGCAGCUCCUCUGAUGCUUGCUAAAUAUUUCAAAAAACGACUAGCUCUUUCAACUGCCAUUGCCCGCUCAGGGAUGGGGCUAACAUUUCUGUUGGCCCCUCUAACAAAAAUUCUGAUCGACGAAUAUGAUUGGCCAGGUACCCUUCUAAUAUUCGGAGCAAUCUCAUUAAAUUUGGUACCCUCUAGUAUGCUCUUACGGCCCAUCAACAACAAAAGGGAAGGCAGACCGAGUAUGAGAAGGCCAGAUGCGGUCAGCCCACUGGAAGCUCCAUCCAGCAAUGACGGACGGCGGCCUCCCACUGAAAACUGCUUAGUCAGUGAGGAUGAAGAGACUGUUCAAAGUGUAGCAAUCUCAAGAUGCCCAGACGACGAGGAGGUCUUUAGCAACGAGCCUCAAUGCUAUGAUAAAAAUGCUGUCUCGGGGACCCACAAGCCGCUUGUUGAUUUCUCCUCAUUUAAGAACCCUUUAUUUUACCUAUUCACCUGGUGUUUCCUAUUUGGCCAGUUAGCAUAUUUCGUCCCUACUUUCCAUCUGGUAGCCAGAGCUAAAACUCUGGGGAUUGACACCCUGGAUGCCUCUUAUUUAAUUGCAGUGGCUGGUAUCACAGAGACAGUCAUGCAGCCACUGUCUGGAUGGGCUGCUGACCAAAACUGGAUCAAGAGAUACAACUACUACAAAUCUUACCUCAUCCUCUGUGGCAUCACUAACCUGCUUGGUCCUUUAGCCACCACAUUUCCUCUCCUCAUGACUUAUUCCAUCUUCUUUGCCAUGUUCUGUGGCUGUUAUAUGGCAGUGGUGUUCCCUGUAAUGGUUGAUUUUGCUGGGAAUUAUUCACUAAACAGUUUUUUGGGAUUUUCCGCCUUUUUUGCUGGACUGGCUGUUCUUGCUGGACCACCCAUAGCAGGUUGGCUCUAUGACUACACCCAGACCUACAUCUACUCCUUCUUCUUCUCCGGGACGUGCUUUCUGCUUUCGACGGCUUCUCUGUUCCUUGUGCCCCUGGCCAUGACAUGGGUAAAGGGACGAGCUUCGCAGGAGGCGACAGCUCCGGCUUAACAGGAUUCACACGAAAGCCCGGAGAAACCCCGAGAUCCUGGAAUGGUGUUGGGGAAGGGUGAUCUCUAUUUAGACAACAAAGCAGGGGAACUAAAUUUUCAGUGACGGUGCCAGUUCAGGUGCAGCUGUUUAAUCCGACCCGUGUCCGUGUGGAUUAUUUUAUCACCACAAGACGGCUCCAAAAUCAAUCGUCCUGAAGUUCAAAUAAAGGGUCAAUUGGAUCUACACAGAACUAGCCAAACACA
Molecule: messenger RNA, 1980 nt
Organism: Gracilinanus agilis (Agile Gracile Mouse Opossum)
Lineage: Eukaryota; Metazoa; Chordata; Mammalia; Didelphimorphia; Didelphidae
Gene: SLC16A4
Product: solute carrier family 16 member 4
Exons: 8
Coding region: 293-1735 (480 amino acids)
Biological process (GO): transmembrane transport; monocarboxylic acid transport
Molecular function (GO): monocarboxylic acid transmembrane transporter activity
Source: RefSeq, a predicted model, not a curated record